Messenger RNA from Nematocida ausubeli, 744 nucleotides. RefSeq lists its product as uncharacterized. The transcript has a single exon. NCBI's taxonomy places the organism in Eukaryota, Fungi, Microsporidia. The coding region runs from base 1 to 744 and encodes 247 amino acids. The record is from RefSeq and is a predicted model, not a curated record.
AUGGUAAAUAAGUGGAAAAGCAUGGUUAUCCUGUGGAUUCCCUGCCUUAUCUCGCAGGUUGUCUUGCUUGACGAUAUUGAAGCCCCAGAGAGGCAUGGCGAUAUAACAAUAGACAGCACAAACAAUAAGGUAGACCACAUCUCAAGGAAAAUACGAAUGAAAACCGCAUUGAACCCACAGAAUAUACCGUACGAAAGACACCAGCAUAGCCGAUAUAUUGCAUAUCCGCCCGAUUCCAUGAACAAAUUGAAUAUGCCGCAUAACAGGAUAUACUCCAUAGAGAGAGAUACUUCCAUAAAGAUUGCUCCUGUAGACAGAAGAAAUUAUGCGCACGCAUCUGUAGACAGAAGAAUAGAAGAACUGCUGCAGGACAUAGAAAAAACAAAAAAAGAACAAGCCAUGUACACCCAUACACAGGAAGAUCUGGAGACAAAGAAACAAGCCCUGGACGACAUAACAAAUAGCAAGAUAACAACAGAGCAGUCGAUUGCCAUAACCCGAAAAGAGAUAUUUGCAGUAGAAAAUACACUGCAAGAACUGAAAAACCAGCUGCAGGGUCUCUCUGUGAAAGAGUCGAACAUGCUCAAAGAAGAAGCAGAGACAAAGAAAGAAAUAAAUCAUCUCCAAGCGCAGCUAACUAAUAAAGAAGUGCUACUCCACAGGCUGCGCAAGUUAAAAAAGAAGUAUAAGUGGCUAAGAAGCGAAUAUAAUUAUUAUGAGGCAGACAGCAGUACCAACUUAUAA